ACGCUGACGCGCGGAGCAGUCGGGUGCUGCUUUUUCGUACGGCCGCGCUCCUGCCUGGGCUGCGCCCACGCGGAACCAGUCUCCGCCGGGUUCCUUCGCAGAGCAGGGCUGUGUCGUUACCCAUGAAGCGUGUGAUGGAAGGGGGCACGUUGUCUCUGGUUUUGGGCUCCCUGGGGGUCUUGCUGCUGUACCGGAUGCUCGUCCGAAAGAGAUGGGUCACUGCAAUCCAGGAUGCGGUGGUGGUCAUCACAGGGGCCAGCUCUGGCCUGGGGAAAGAGUGUGCGCGGGUCUUCCAUGCUGCAGGGGCGCGGCUUGUCCUGUGUGGACGUGAUGAAACCCGGUUGCAGAAGGUGGUCCGGGAGCUUACAGAGAGUUUGACAGACAACAAGCGGCAGACCUACACCCCCAGCACGGUGACCUUUAACCUGUCUGAAACGGAGUCAGUAGACAGGGCUGCAGAGGAGAUCCUGAAAUGUUAUGGCCAUGUGGACAUCCUUAUCAACAACGCUGGAAUCAGUUACCGUGGAAACAUCCUGGACACUCACCUUUCAGUUCAGCGGGAUGUCAUGGAGACAAAUUACUUUGGACCCAUUGCUCUUACCCAAGCCCUCCUGCCCUCCAUGGUCCGCCGGUGCAGUGGCCACGUUGUGGUCAUCAGCAGUGUGCAAGGCAAAAUCGCCAUUCCAUACAGAUCAGCUUACGCUGCCUCCAAACACGCUACCCAGGCCUACUUUGAUUGCUUAAGGGCGGAGAUGGAUCGCUAUGGGAUUCAAGUGACCGUCGUCAGUCCCGGCUACAUUCGAACCAACCUGUCGCUCAACGCCGUCACGGGGGACGGCUCCCAGUACGGAGUGUUGGACAAGACCACAGCAAUGGGCAGUGACCCCGAGGAUGUGGCCCGAGCGGUUCUGAAGGCUGUCCGUCAGAGGAGCAAGGACGUCCUAUUGGCAGGGCCUCUCCCCACCCUCGCCGUCUUCAUCCGCACACUGUGGCCCACCCUCUUCUUCAAACUCAUGUCCUCUCGGGCUCGCAAGGAGCAGAAACCCAAAGACGAUUAAGAAGGAAUAAGGUCCAAAGCAGGCAAGGACACAGCAGUUUUUGGGGAAGGACAUACCAAGGAAUUAAGAGGUUAACAGCAGUAAUGGAGACGGUUCCAGUGAUCAAACCCCAUUCCCCAUGGGGGAGGCCUUGCAGAUGUGGGACGUGACUAGUGUAGACGUUUUUGAGUUGCUCGUGACCACAUCAGCCACGCCUACACCGCUCCCGGCAAAAAAAGCUAGCGCCAUUAACUGAUGCUACUAAAUCAAGAGCUUGUGCCUACCCUGACUGGCUGGUCCAGCUUGUUAGCACUGACAACUGAUCAACAAUUCAAAAUAACACGCAAACUCAUUGAGGCGGUACCACAUUUUGGAGCCAAGCGGUAGUUGAUCUUCUCUGCCACCAGCUAGGGUAAGCUUUGACAAGUAACGCAACAAUAGAUACGUGUACCGUGUGUGCAACCUUGUCGAUAAAUUUGUGUUCAUCACCUUUCAGAUAUUGUGCUAAUGUGACCGAGCCCUUGUCAUCCUCGCAGCCAAGAUAUGAAAAAGGUAACGCAAAAGUAAAAUCGUGAAAGGGGGAAAAGGCACACUGAAAACAUCUGACGUUUGAAUCCCAUUUACGCCUGAUGUACAUAUAUGCUUUUCAGGUGAUUGUAUAGCAGCGUGAUAACCUUACAAACUAUAGCCCUCAAAUGUAGUUACCCCCAUUACAGCUGCAGACAAAUGGCCGGAUGCUUGGCAUACUGCAUGUGGAAAUGAUGCCGGACAGUUGACCUGCAUUUACCAGCAAACGGACGCUUAUGCAGCAUGUCUGAUUAUUCACCUUCAUUCCAAAAAAUAACUCCCCGAGUAUUUUUUUUUUUUACCCCCCUUUUUCUCCCUAAUUGUACUCGGCCAGGGCAGCACGGCAGCGCAGUGGUUAGCGCGGUCGCCUCACAGCAAUAAGGUCCUGGGUUCGAGCCCCGGGUAGUCCAACCUUGGGGGGGGGGGGGUCGUCCUCUGUGUGGAAUUUGCAUGUUCUUCCCAUCUGCGUGGGUUUCCUCCCGCAGUCCAGACAUGUAGGUCAGGUGAAUUGGCCGUACUAAAUUGUCCAUAGGUGUGUGUGUGUGGCCCCUUGAUGGCCUGGCGGCCUGUCCAGGGUGACUCCCCUCCUGCCGCCCAAUGACUGCUGGGAUAGGCUCCAGCAUCCCCGCGACCCUGUGUGGGGAUAAGCGGGGUGGUUAAUGGAUGGAUGGAUGAACUUACCAAUUACUAUUUUCCGAGCUGUCCCGGUCGCUGCUUCACCCCCUCUGCCGAUCCGGGGAGGGCUGCAGACUACCACAUGCCUCCUCCCAUACACGUGGAGUCGCCAGCCGCUUCUUUUCACCUGACAGUGAGGAGUUUCACCAGGGGGACGUAGCACGUGGGAGGAUCCCGCUAUUCCCCCCAGUUCCCCCUCCCCCCAAACAGGCGCUCCAACCGGCCAGAGGCGGCGCUAGUGCAGCGACCAGGACACAUACCCACAUCCGGCUUUCACAACUAACUGUGUCUGUAGGGAUGUCUGACCAAACCGGAGGUAACACGGGGAUUUGAACCGGUGUUCCCCGUGUUGGUAGGCAACGGAAUAGACCGCUACGCUACCCGGACGCCCACAUGUUCGUUAGAUCUUAUAGAUCCUAUCUGUUUGGAUUCAUCCAUAGUGGCGUGUGAGUUGUGAGGCGUCACGUCACAUGAUCAGUCAUCACUGUAAACAAGUUGAUCUGUUAAGGCCUCAUUCUCCCUGUAGACACACAUGGUUGUGCCCUUCAGGGAUGAACUGGCUUCUCCCCCUUUUUCCUCACUGCCUCUCCUCCUCAGCCAUCAUGUCAUCAUAGGCAUACAAUGUUUUUAUUUUUUUAAGUAAUCAAUUUUGUAUAUUGACCAUUUUAUUCUUAAUUAAUCAAGUAAAUUUAAAUUCUAGCAACUGUGUUGACUUUGAACGGGAAACGGGUUUUGAGGAAUUGUCUUAUGCAUAUUCUUGUAAUAUGUCCAACAUGUGAUUCUGAAUCUUGUAUUCAACUUGGAUGCACUGACUUCUGCCACCAUUUUUUUGGGGACAAUGUUCAACAAUUGUGAAAGUGAAAGUUUACCAUCUAACAUGAAUUAUGUUUAAAAAAAUGCAACUUAGUGGUGUUGUUGCUGUGUUUGUAAGCACGUGGUACUAGUUUUAGUUUGUUACAAAACUAAAAGGCCAGUUUUUAGGAGGAACCCUAGACUGAUGGGAAUGACAGAAUAUUUGAACAACGGUUCACCUACCUUAUCCUCGGAGGUAGCACAGUGAAGAGUAUGAUAGAAAUGGAGAGCUAUUAAAAUACGA
Molecule: messenger RNA, 3375 nt
Organism: Lampris incognitus (smalleye Pacific opah)
Lineage: Eukaryota; Metazoa; Chordata; Actinopteri; Lampriformes; Lampridae
Gene: dhrs7b
Product: dehydrogenase/reductase (SDR family) member 7B
Exons: 7
Coding region: 123-1058 (311 amino acids)
Cellular component (GO): membrane
Molecular function (GO): oxidoreductase activity
Source: RefSeq, a predicted model, not a curated record